Trichechus manatus latirostris (Florida manatee) is the source of this 2422-nucleotide messenger RNA. RefSeq names its product dimethylarginine dimethylaminohydrolase 1 (gene DDAH1). The transcript is spliced from 6 exons. The record is from RefSeq and is a predicted model, not a curated record. Gene Ontology annotation, molecular function: dimethylargininase activity; amino acid binding. Gene Ontology annotation, biological process: arginine metabolic process; positive regulation of nitric oxide biosynthetic process. The coding region runs from base 120 to 977 and encodes 285 amino acids. Lineage: Eukaryota; Metazoa; Chordata; Mammalia; Sirenia; Trichechidae.
GCACCACAUUCACCCGCUGCCAGGAGAAGCCGCCCGGUGCUUGGAGGCUCAGUGCGUUCUGCCCGCGGUAGGACCCUGCCGCCGCGCCCCGUGCCGCCACCUCGUCGCCUGCGGGAGUCAUGGCAGGGCUCGGCCACCACGCCGCCUUCGGCCGGGCCACCCACGCCGUGGUGCGGGCGCUGCCCGAGUCCCUCGUCCAGCAUGCGCUGAGGCGCGCCAAGGGCGAGGAGGUGGAUUUCGCCCGUGCGGAGCGGCAGCACCAGCUCUACGUGGGUGUGCUGGGCAGCAAGCUGGGGCUGCAGGUGGUGGAGCUGCCGGCCGACGAGAGCCUCCCGGACUGCGUGUUCGUGGAGGACGUGGCCGUGGUAUGCGAGGAGACGGCCCUUAUCACCCGACCCGGGGCGCCGAGCCGGAGGAAGGAGGUUGACAUGAUGAAAGAAGCAUUAGAAAAACUUCAACUGAAUAUAGUCGAGAUGAAAGAUGAAAAUGCAACUUUAGAUGGUGGAGAUGUCCUAUUCACAGGCAGAGAAUUUUUUGUGGGCCUUUCCAAAAGGACAAAUCAACGAGGUGCUGAAAUCUUGGCUGAUACUUUUAAGGACUAUGCGGUCUCCAUGGUCCCAGUGGGCAAUAAUUUGCAUCUGAAGAGUUUCUGCAGCAUGGCCGGGCCUAACCUGAUUGCAAUCGGGUCCAGUGAAUCCGCACAGAAAGCCCUGAAGAUCAUGCAGCAGAUGAGUGACCACCGCUACGACAAACUCACUGUGCCUGAUGACGUGGCUGCAAACUGUAUAUAUCUAAAUAUCCCGAGCAAAGGGCACGUCUUGCUGCACCAAACCCCAGAAGAGUAUCCAGAGAGUGCAAAGAUUUAUGAAAAACUGAAGGACCAUAUGCUGAUCCCUGUGAGCAAUUCUGAACUGGAAAAGGUGGAUGGGCUGCUCACUUGCUGCUCAAUUUUAAUUAACAAAAAGGUAGACUCCUGAGUCACAGAGUCUCUCCUUGUAGCUGGCAAUACCGCACACACAAGGCCAAUGAUUCUGUACCCACUUCUGUUGUUUUCAUUGACAAUCUACUGUGCCACUGUGCUACUAACUCUUGUUUACAAAGAUUUAAUUUUAAUUUUAAUUGCUUCAUUUUUGUGCCCUACCCUGUCUUCCUUCAUGGUGGUACCUAAGCUGUGGAUUUGCUAAAUGAAUUAAGCAAUUUAGAAACUAUAGAGCUAAUGAACUAUUGAAAUGUGAAUAAUAAUAGUAAGGAAACACUCAUUUUAGUGUUGUAUUCUCAGUGUGAAAAUCAUUUUUUGCCAAUAUAUUGGGAAGAAUAUCUUCUUGAUCAGUCAGAUGAGUUGGGUUUUUUUUUCCUCGAUAUCAUUAAUCAUCUUUGAUUCCUGUGAAAUUCCCUGGUCUAUGUAUCUUCCCCCUUUCCCUCUUAUUUUAUUCAGCAGUCAAAACUUUCUUUCCAGUUAUUUUCUUUUGCCCUUCCCACUUCUAUUGCCAUCACCAUGACCUUGGGUAAAGCCCGAGGUCUCCCCUUCUGGAUACCUUCCUUCAAGUCCACUCUGUCUGCCAUCGGUUUCCUCUACCGCUCAGCUACAUCUACUGACCCCCCAGAAGGGCUUACAGGCUCCUUGGCAGAACCAUGACCAGAACUGGAGCAGCUGUUUGGGGGAGCAUUACCAUACAGAGACACAUCCUGAUCAUGUUUGCCCCAGAGAUCUAAAUUCCAGAAGAAGUAGGGCACCACACCUAGGAAGGUAAAUUCAGCACGAUAUGGUUGCUAAGGGAUUGUAGAUCAGGAAACUUGCAAUACAUGAAUACAACGUCUUAGAAAGUCUUUAAGGCAUGUUCCAUGAAUUUUUGCUUCAGUAUUAGACAUAUACAGACCUUGGAGAAAAGUCUUCCUUUUUCCUUAUUCAGCCCAUUUCUAUUUCCCCCCCACCCUGACUCAAUCUCUUUCCAGCCUUCUACCCUCUACAAUUAUCCUGUUCUAGCAAGGUUAUUUCUUUCAAAAGAGAUGUCCCGUCUAAAAAUGGUUAUUAAUGGUAUAGAUUAAUGGUAAUCAUAAUUAAUGGUAUGGAUUAGCCCAGAUAGAAUGGCGCCUCAUAGUCAUGGAGCAUGUUUAGGAAGUGUUUGAAACCAACCUCAGACAAUGGACAAUUCUGCUUUGAAACGUCCAUGAAUAUUUACUGUGGAAUUCAAGUAAAACUUCUUUCUUUAUAUUACAUAACUGUAAACUGACACGGUCUCUUACAAAGAACAAUGCCACACUGGAGGAAGAGAUCACUGUCUUUUACUUAAACCUGAAAGAAUUGGCCUAUUAGCAGGCCAGGGAAGUGGUACUUUCCCAGGGAUGAUGACUGACUCAGGCAUGUUAUCAAACUUCCCAGUCAUCUCUACCUUUCCUGUAUUGCCUGUGGCUUGUUGUUUAA